Aspergillus tubingensis is the source of this 3111-nucleotide messenger RNA. RefSeq names its product putative NRPS-like enzyme. Bases 1 to 3111 code for a protein of 1036 amino acids. The transcript has 4 exons. Gene Ontology annotation, molecular function: phosphopantetheine binding. The record is from RefSeq and is a predicted model, not a curated record. NCBI's taxonomy places the organism in Eukaryota, Fungi, Ascomycota, Eurotiomycetes, Eurotiales, Aspergillaceae.
AUGGCCACCACUCCUGGACAACGCCUCCUCCCCGUGGUCGUCGACCACCUCGCUCAAGCCAACCCUGCUCAGCGCAUCGGUCUCAUCCCCACGGGUGCUGAUGUCUCUGAUGGCUAUGAUACUGUGACCGUCCAGCGUCUGGCUCGCGCGGUGGACGCCUUUGCUUGGUGGAUCGAGAAGCAGAUCGGACGCGCCCAGGAGCCAAAGACUAUCGCUUACAUGGCUAGCAAUGAUGUGCGAUACUUGAUCUUCCUCUUGGCAGCUCAUAAGACGGGAUACAAGCCUCUCCUUCCCUCUACACGUCUUUCCGACGACGCCUACCAGCACAUCCUCAACGCUACCGACUGUCACGCUUUCUUCUACACACCUGAAAAGCAGCGCCGCGUGUCUGAAAUUCAGGCUUUCCGUCCUGAUACUACCUUUCACGAAGUGCCCUCCAUUGCAGAGCUCUUCAGCACCACUGCCCAGCCCUACCUUUACACCAAGACCUACCAGGAAGCCGAGGACGAUGUCGCCAUAAUCAUCCACAGCUCCGGCACAACAGGCAUGCCUAAGCCCGUCCCCCUGACGCACGGCUUCCUUGCCACCAUCGACUAUGCCGCAUACAUCUCGCGUCCCCAAUUCCGGCAAUCUACCAUGUUCUACGACGUCCAGCCUGACGCCCUUGUCCUCUCCACCACGCCCUUCUUCCACCUGAUGGGACUACUUGCCUUCUUCGAAUCCCUCUUUCACCACAUUCCCUUCGUCAUCCUCCCCGAAAAGCCUCUCUCCGCCGACCUCAUCACCUCUGCUAUCACCGCCACCAAGCCUGCGGCAGCUAUGCUUCCUCCCUCCCUCCUCGAAGACAUGUCCCACGUCCCGGCCGCCCGCACUGCCCUCAGCACCCUUGAAUAUGUCUAUUUCGCCGGCGCUCCUCUUGCUCCAGAAGUUGGCGAUGACCUGUCUCAACUCACCAAGAUGAUCACCGUCAUCGGAUCCAGCGAAAUGGGCAUCAUCUCCUCGCUCGUCCCCCAGGGCAAGAAUGUAUGGGGCUACUUCGACUGGAACCCAGCCUAUGGAGUGGACAUGCAGCAUGUCAGCGACGAUAUGUAUGAGCUCGUCAUUCCCCGCCGAGCAGACAGUCGCCGAAUCCACGGCAUCUUCCACACCUUCCCAGACCUCGCCGAGUACCACUCCAACGACCUCUUCAUCCGACACCCCGAGCAUCCUCACCUGUGGAAAUACCACGGCAGACUCGACGACGUGAUCGUGCUCAGCAACGGCGAGAAGCUAAACCCCAUCACCCUGGAGAAGAUCGUUGAGGGACACCCGCGUGUCCACCGUGCUCUCCUCAUCGGCCAAGCACGCUUCGACACGGCCCUCCUCAUCGAGCCCAACUGGGCUCUCGAGGGCGAAACCAUUGACGAAAAAGCCUUCAUCGAAUCCAUCUGGCCCACCGUGGAGCGCGCCAAUGAAGCCGUCCCCAAGUACGGCCGCAUCGCAAAGAACAAGAUCCGUCUUUCUGAUCCCAAGAAGCCCUUCCAACUGACCCCCAAAGGCACCACAAAGCGCCACGCCGUGAACAAGGACUACAAGGAUGAAAUUGAGGCCAUCUACGCAGCAGCAGAGGAAGAAACCGCCGCUGUCGAGCUUCCCACUACCCUCAGCAUCGACAACCUCCGCACCUUCAUCCGCUCUCUCAUCGCCAACCUCCUCGAACGCGCCGACCUUGGUGACGAUGAGGACCUCUAUGCCGCCGGUCUGGACUCGCUGCAAACCAUCCAGCUCGCCAAAACCCUCAACAAGGCUGUCGUCGCUGCCGGCUACCCUGCUGGCCAGGAAAUAUCCCAGCAGCAGAUCUACGCCAACCCCUCCAUCUCCCAGCUCGCUGUCUACCUGCACGACCUAGUGACCGGCAACCUGCGUACAACGACCAUCUCCCGCGCCGAUCGCCUCGCCGCUACCAUCGAGAAAUACACCUCCCAGCUCCCUCGCCGCACCACCCCGGCCGUUCCUGCCCCGGCCAACUCCACCGUGAUCCUCACCGGUUCGACCGGCUCGCUCGGAACCUACCUCCUUCAUAGCCUGCUGAUCGACUCUAACGUCGCGAAAGUCUACUGCUUCAACCGCUCCGACGCGGCCGACCGCCAACAGCGCAGCUUCGCCGACAAGGGUCUGGACACAACACUCCUCAACCCCAGCCGAGUGGAAUUCCUUACUGUCUCAUUCGGCGCACCACGCUUCGGCCUUAGUGAGACCAAGUACGCAGACCUCCUGGAGGAUGUGGACUUCAUUAUCCACAACGCGUGGAAGGUUAACUUCAAUCACCCACUCGAGUCGUUCGAGGACCCGCAUAUCAAGGGUGUGGUGGAGUUCAUCUCCUUCAGUCUGAGGAGCAAGUACAACGCGCACUUGUCGUUCGUGUCCAGUGUGAGUACCAUCGGCGGAUGGACGGAGAAGUUGGGCCCCGUGGUGCCGGAGACGCCGAUCGAGAAUGUCGAUGCGGUGCUGGUGCAGGGGUACGGCGAAUCGAAGUUCGUCGGAGAGAGGCUCUGUCUGGCUGCCUCCGAGGGGCCGGGUGUGCCAACGACGGUGUUUAGGGUUGGGCAGAUUGCUGGGCCGACGAGUGUGAAGGGGAUGUGGAAUUUGGAUGAGUGGGUACCGACGUUGGUGAAGACGAGUAAGGCUGUUGGGAAGGUGCCGGCGAAUUUGGGUGGGUAUGAGGUUGAUUGGGUGCCUGUUGAUACCCUCUCGACCAUCACCACCGAACUCAUGCACACCCGUCGUCAAAACCAAUCUGUCACUCCGCACGCCGUCUACCACCUCGUCAACCCCUGCAAGACACCCUGGGCGACCCUCGUCCCCGCCAUUCAGGCAAAGUACCCCGGUAUGCAGGCGGUGCCGCUGGAUCAGUGGCUGGACGAGCUGGAAGCGAUCAAAUCGCCGUCGGAGACAGAGGUGCGAGAAAAGCCCGCGCUGAAGCUGCUCGACUUUUACCGCGGACUCACGGGCGAGAUGCUCUCGGCGAGUAUUAGUGUGGAGCAGACGCGCGGGGCGAGCAAGGCCAUGGAGGGCCUGGGAGCUGUGACGGGGGAGCUGAUGGGGAAUUGGUUGGGACAGUGGGAUUUUUGA